This is a messenger RNA of Metopolophium dirhodum (rose-grain aphid), 1900 nucleotides long. It is a transcript of the gene Oli, whose product is annotated as class E basic helix-loop-helix protein 22. The transcript is spliced from 5 exons. Lineage: Eukaryota; Metazoa; Arthropoda; Insecta; Hemiptera; Aphididae. The record is from RefSeq and is a predicted model, not a curated record. The coding region runs from base 414 to 1004 and encodes 196 amino acids. Gene Ontology annotation, molecular function: protein dimerization activity.
UUUCCGGACCCGCAGAACCGGACGAGUUUUCGGUCGUCGCGGUGCGGUGCAGUCGCGGUGCGGUGGUGGUCCACGACACCCGUUAUCGACUUUUACGCGAGUCCCAAAACAUUACGCACGCUCACACACACGCGCACGCACGCACACACAGUCACACGGGGCGCGCGCUUUGUCCCGCUUCAUCUCACCGUCACCGCCGCCGCGGGAUCACAGCCGGGAGAGACGUCGUCAUCGCCGCCGCCGCCGGUCCGUUCCGAACAUCGUACGACGACGAGCGCGCGUGAAUAUUUAAUUAUUUCUGUCGUCGCAUAUCAUAUACGAGGGAUCUCGUUUCCGCCGCAGCCUCUCCGCCGCUGCCGCCACAACCACCGUUUGUCAACAAAUGAAAAAGCUGUUUUCCGUGGAUUCUGACCAUGGAUUUCACGUCUAGUUCUUUGGAAACCAACGGCACGUACUUUGCAUGUGAAUCUAACCAAGUACCCGGCCGACGGACUCCUCUGAGCGCCGUUGGACUGGGAGGAUACUAUUUCCCGCAACCAUCAUCAGUGGCCUCCGACGAAAAUAGCCCGGGCCCGGCUUGUCAACCAUUCAAUAAUGGUUCUGACAACAGAAUACCUAACAAUGGUCAAGGCACUUCGACAAUGUCCGGUGCGGGAGGCAAGUCCAAGUCCAAGCAAGGCAAGUCCGUCAGGUUGAAUAUCAACGCUCGUGAGAGGAGAAGGAUGCACGACUUGAAUGAUGCGCUGGAUGAACUUAGAAGUGUCAUACCAUAUGCUCACUCGCCGUCCGUAAGGAAAUUGUCGAAAAUCGCUACGCUUUUAUUGGCAAAAAAUUACAUUUUAAUGCAAGCAAACGCUCUAGAAGAAUUAAGAAGACUGAUCACUUACAUACAGGCUCAAGGAACAAUGACAAUGCCACCAGGUUUUGAUCUACAGGCUUCGAUGUAUCCCAUUAAACCUUCAUUGGCUUCACCCAACGCUUCACCAGAUUCUCCACAGUCUUAAAAUGUUACACUAAUGACCGCUUUUAUAACAAAAAAUAUAAAAAUAUAAUAUGAUAAUAUACUAAAAUGUAAACAAUAUUAAUGAGUGGACUACUAACACUUCUAAGCAAACAACACGUCGCUAAGUUUUACAAUGUGAUUUUCAUAAAUUAUUAUUAAUACAUAAUAAUAUAUUAUAUACAUUACACACACAAUAAUAAUAUUAUUAUAUAUUAAAUUAUAUUAUCAUAGUUGUUAUAAAUACAAAUCGAUUUUAUAUUUUUGACCUGUCUGUAUGAAGUAGACGGACAUUUGAAAAACAUAAUAUUUUGUACAUGAAUGCACAUCUUUGUAACAUAAUAUACUUACAUUAAGCAUAAUGAUUUUGUGUUCAAAUAUUCAGACUAAUUAUUAUUGUUAGCCUCUUUUCAAUGAAUAAAUUAUAAUUUAGAGUACCAAUAUUUCCCACACUAUAACUCAUGUAUCAUUUCUAUUAAAUAAUUGCUUGCGUAUUCUUUACAUAUAAUGGUAGGUAAAACUAAAUUCGUGUAAAUAAUGAUUGAUGGCUUAUUAAGUUAAAAAUGUAUUUUAUUUUAAUUAGCACCUAAAUAGUUUCUACUUUAUAAUAUGUAUUAAUUUAGCUAUACGUACUGCCAUGCAUACGAUAAACUAUUAUUUAGUUUAUAGAUAGGAAAAUCUAGUCACUUAAAGUACUUAUAAUAUAAUAUUAAUGCUAUAAUUUAUCAUUUAAAUAUUUCAUAAUUAUAUUGAUACAUUUUAAUACAAUUACUGACUAGACUCAUAUUGUAAUAGGAAUAAUAAAUUAAAACAUGUAUUUUUUAAUCUUUAUCAUAUCCAAUUCUUAAACAUAAUAUUAUUUUAUCAAUUAUUGUAUACAAUAAAAAUGCAUUUGUCUCA